Opisthorchis viverrini is the source of this 1077-nucleotide messenger RNA. RefSeq lists its product as hypothetical. Gene Ontology annotation, cellular component: membrane. The coding region runs from base 1 to 1077 and encodes 358 amino acids. The transcript has 3 exons. The record is from RefSeq and is a predicted model, not a curated record. Lineage: Eukaryota; Metazoa; Platyhelminthes; Trematoda; Opisthorchiida; Opisthorchiidae.
AUGAAAACAGUGAGGUUUGAGGACAAUGAGAAAGCCCCGAAACCAAGUCAAGAAGAAAAAGCGGAACCGGCAGAAGAGAGUGAGAGCGUCUCAUCUGCACAAAGUGGGAAAAGCAGCAAGUCCAGCGAGUUCAUGCAACUCAGACCAUCAAAAAUCAACUUGAAUGUGGGUUUCCCAAGUAGCUAUGCCACGCAGCUGAUGAAGAUAACGGCGAAAUCAGAAUACGAGCAGGAACAGAAACACAUAGCACAAAGUUGGGAAGCCGUUCGGCGUAGUCGUGUGUGGCGCGAAUCGAUGAUGCUCCGUUCCAAGGCCGCGCGCGUUACACCUCUGCUCCCUCUUCCUAACUUCGUGCGAAGCCUGCUACACGAACUUCAGUUGGUCUUCCUAAUGUGCCAGUUGAUCAAUAUUAUCUGGUUAGCGACCAAACUGGAUUGGCGAGGACGACUUCGUGGCCCAUUGGAUAAGUUACCGGGCUACGUGAUGCACCGGAUGCCCUGGCUACCUGGACAGCAAGAAAUACACAGUCGUGUAAUGGGACUGAUUGCUCUCAUCAUAUGCGCUUACUUCCCGUCAGCAUUGAUUCACUUCGCAUUCGUCCUAGAUGAUCUGCCGGACGAAACCGACCUACAACUCGUCCGGAAGGCUCAACAGAAGCACCAAAAGCAACAGGCACUGAGGAAAUCAAGAAGAUGGUCAUGGGAUCCACGGUUCGAUCAGUUUCGUAGGCCACGUCGCCGUCAGUGGGUUACAGUGCUCCACCUCAUGAUAUUCAUGACUGUGAUGGUCUUCGGCAUCGUUAUACUGGCCAGUGAUCUCAAUUAUUAUACACAGUACGGUCGGUGGAUGGAAACGCUCACAAAGUGGCUGAGGGAACUGCAGCGCAACUACUACAUCAGCUGGACAUCGGGAGCAACCCAACCUAGGUGGGAUAUGGAUCCCGUAGACACAUUGGAUACCAUUCAUGUCAUCUUCCAAUGCUGUGGCAGCAAAGGCGGUCGUGAGGCCUACAAGGAAUGGUGGCAGUCAGAUGUAGUAAAACCUGACCGUGGCAAGUCCAGCGUUAGAAAUGUGUAA